Messenger RNA from Myotis myotis, 4896 nucleotides. It is a transcript of the gene RUNX2, whose product is annotated as RUNX family transcription factor 2. Gene Ontology annotation, biological process: hemopoiesis; regulation of cell differentiation; neuron differentiation. The coding region runs from base 285 to 1634 and encodes 449 amino acids. Gene Ontology annotation, molecular function: RNA polymerase II cis-regulatory region sequence-specific DNA binding; ATP binding; DNA-binding transcription factor activity, RNA polymerase II-specific. Gene Ontology annotation, cellular component: nucleus. The record is from RefSeq and is a predicted model, not a curated record. Lineage: Eukaryota; Metazoa; Chordata; Mammalia; Chiroptera; Vespertilionidae. The transcript is spliced from 8 exons.
GUCGCAGCUGCCACCGCGGGUGUUCCAAAGGCUCCGGCAAAGAUCUGCGCCUCCCGGGUCUCCCCACCCGACAACCUGAUUGCACCGAAUCGCUACCGCUGGCCCCCGUCAGACUUCGCCUGGCAGUCGGCUUCAUCGAACUUGAUUUCUCACCUCCUGAGCCCCAUCACCUCCAUCCUCAUUCCCCCGUCUCGCCUCCACCCCCCCCAAUUUCCUCCUCCUCGCCCCUCAUUUCCACCCUCCUCCCCCUCCCCCGGCCACUUCGCUAACUUGUGGCUGUUGUGAUGCGUAUUCCCGUAGAUCCGAGCACCAGCCGGCGCUUCAGCCCCCCCUCCAGCAGCCUGCAGCCCGGCAAGAUGAGCGACGUGAGCCCGGUGGUGGCUGCGCAGCAGCAGCAACAGCAGCAACAGCAGCAGCAGCAGCAGCAGCAACAGCAGCAGCAGCAGGAGGCGGCGGCGGCGGCGGCGGCAGCGGCGGCGGCGGCGGCGGCGGCGGUGCCCCGGUUGCGGCCGCCGCACGACAACCGCACCAUGGUGGAGAUCAUAGCUGACCUCCCGGCCGAGCUUGUCCGCACCGACAGCCCCAACUUCCUGUGCUCCGUGCUGCCCUCGCACUGGCGCUGCAACAAGACCCUGCCCGUGGCCUUCAAGGUGGUAGCCCUUGGAGAGGUACCAGAUGGGACUGUGGUUACUGUCAUGGCGGGUAACGAUGAAAAUUAUUCUGCUGAGCUCCGAAAUGCCUCUGCUGUUAUGAAAAACCAAGUAGCAAGGUUCAACGAUCUGAGAUUUGUGGGCCGGAGUGGACGAGGCAAGAGUUUCACCUUGACCAUAACUGUCUUCACCAACCCUCCCCAAGUAGCCACCUAUCACAGAGCUAUUAAAGUGACAGUGGACGGGCCCCGGGAACCCAGAAGGCACAGACAGAAGCUUGAUGACUCUAAACCUAGUUUGUUCUCUGACCGCCUCAGUGAUUUAGGGCGCAUUCCUCAUCCCAGUAUGAGAGUAGGUGUCCCGCCUCAGAACCCACGGCCCUCCCUGAACUCUGCACCAAGUCCUUUUAAUCCACAAGGACAGAGUCAGAUUACAGACCCCAGGCAGGCACAGUCUUCCCCACCGUGGUCCUAUGACCAGUCUUACCCCUCCUACCUGAGCCAGAUGACUUCCCCGUCCAUUCACUCCACCACCCCGCUGUCUUCCACACGGGGCACCGGGCUCCCUGCCAUCACCGACGUGCCCAGGCGUAUUUCAGAUGAUGACACUGCCACCUCUGACUUCUGCCUCUGGCCUUCCCCUCUCAGUAAGAAGAGCCAGGCAGGUGCUUCAGAACUGGGCCCUUUUUCAGACCCCAGGCAGUUCCCAAGCAUUUCAUCCCUCACUGAGAGCCGCUUCUCCAACCCACGAAUGCACUAUCCAGCCACCUUUACUUACACCCCGCCAGUCACCUCAGGCAUGUCCCUCGAGAGGUGGACUCCAGGUUCAGGAGGAAGAAGAGCAAAGCGCUUCCUCUCUGCUCAAACCACACGUCCUCACGGGUGCAGCCGCGUGAGGCCCGUGCACCUGCAGACCCGCUGGCAGAGCCAGUCGUGGUGCACGCAAAGGGAAGGAGGCAGCGUGGAUGCUUCCGUGGCAGUGUAACUGUUCCCAACCUGGCCUUCAGACUUGCUGCAAGUACCCCUUUGAACUGGUCGGUUCGGUUUUUUUUUUUUUCUUUUCUUUUUUCCUACUUUAAGAAAGUGACUUCAAAAAUACUGAUCAGGAAAGGUUAUUUUGUUUUACUUUUUUGGUACUUUUUCCUCCCCUUUUCCCAUUUAACCAAAAAGAAAUACCAUCCUGAAACCCCCUCUCCUCCUUUUAUGCAAAACUGAAAAUGGCAAUACCUUAUUAUAGCCAUAAUGAUAUAGAUAGUGUUUGUGUUGGCUGUGUGUUAUUGUUUGUUUUUUUUUUUAAAUUAUGAAUAUGUGUAAAAUCUGAGGUAACUUGCUAAGUGAAUGGUCAUAUAACUUUAAAGAUAUAUUUAUAAUUAUUUAAUGACAUUUGGACCCUUGAAACAUUUCUUAGUGUAUUGAUGUGUUGACUUCGGUCUCUAAAAGUGCUCUUUAUUAAAUAACAAAUUUCUUCGGGGCUAGAGCCAUACCUGAAAUAUUGCUAAGCAAUUUCAGUUCAUCCGGGCACAAUGUGAUUUUUAAAAAUACUUCCAUCUCCAAAUAUUUUAGAUGUAGCUUGUUUUUGUGAUGUAUGAAGGAAAUGUUCUGUUUAGUUCUUUCAGAUCUUUGAUUGCCUCUAACACAGCUUUGCCUUUUAAAGCAAUAAUUAGGGAUUUUAAAUGACAACUCUUAGCCCUUUAUCACUUAGGUUGCCCUUUAUCAGCAUGAAAUGCUGGAGUGAUGUGGUUUUCUCAUUUAUUACAAAUAGCGAUGACUCUUGUCAUAUUAAAAAAAAAAAAAAAGACAAGCACAAGAGAGUCCUUGAACUGCAGAAAACGUUCUGUGGUUUCCUAGCAGAAUCUAACUCGCCAGUCUGCAUAGUGAAGACACAGUGCGCCUACAGCCAUACCUGCGGCUAAGGGAGCAGUAAUGAUACACACAGCACGGGAACGCAGAGCUGCGCCAGCGCUUCCCAGCGCACCCGCCUUACCAAGCAGUAGGUCAGGGGAGCCCCUGGCACCUCUCCACAGAAUUUGCAUUUAAAGGAGCAGACCUAAGCCAUUGCCUUAUGGGAGCAGGGUCCUCUGAAGCAGUAGGCCAGUUCCAGCACAGGGCCGAUCUGAGAGAACAUACCAGCCUUCACAGGGCCCACAUACAAUCUCCGACAUUCGGAUGUCUCACAGUGGAGGGUAAAGGGUAGGCAAAACUAUGUGGCGUCUGGUGUCUACUACUGUCUGUGAACUUGAGCAAAAGCCCUCCUGUAGGAUGCACUUUGACCUCUCCUGGCGGCCACGUGGCGAAUUCUCAAGUGUGAAUCCUUAAUAAUCCAAGCCAGGACCAUGUCAUGACACCACCAGGCCCAUCCCCGCCCUCCUCCCCGACAGGGCAGGGCCCCUUCGUUUGAAUUCUGUGCCCCUGUUGGCAGAACUGGGUAGAGGUUUGCCUCCAGCCCCCAGCGGCCCCUGGCUGUCUCUAGUGACUCUCAGGCCCACCUUUCUAAGCCGCCCAGUGUUGCAGGACAGCUUGCCGGGCUGUGGGACCUGUGCCUCGCGCCUGGGAGUCCCCCUUGGAAUUCAUCCCCAUUCCUUCUAAUAAGAAUUGAAGGGAAACCAAACCAAAACAAAACACGUUGCCUUCUAAAGGUUGUAUACCAAGUAUGCUUAGAUCAAGAAGCCACUUCUCUAUUACUUAAGGAAGAUGGAAGUAGUCACUGAUACUAUUUAUUGUUUGUGUGUGGUAGCUUGAAGCACGCCACUGUCCAUUUAUUUGUAAGUGUAAAAUGUGUGUGUUUGUUUCAGCAGCACUUAAAGAAGCCAGUGUCUGGUUACACAUUUCAACUUAAAUUAAUUGACAUAAAAAUGUUACCGCCAGUGCCAGCUGUACCCUAUUUAAUAAGAAAAAAAGGUACUAUAUUUGUACGUCAGUUUCUAAUGUAAAAAGGGCUUUUUUAAGUUUACAGUACACAUACCAAGUGACCUUAGGGAUGCUUUUGUGUUGAAAUGCUGUUAUAGUGGCUGCAGGCAGCAACCCAGGAACACUUAAACUUUUUUUUUUCUUCCAUGGGAAACAUUCAAGCACGUCAUCCUUCCACCCUCACUCCAACCACUCCAAUAGGGUAAUUCACAUUUUUAGAUCAAAUUCUGCCCUUUUUUUUGGCCUGGGGGUUAAAUUUUUAUUUUACUUUUUUUUUUUUUUUUUUUUUUUUAAUGAACCCUUCAUUUGCACUGGGUCACAAGUAUGAUUUGUGAUUCAAAACCAAAGCACAGCCUUACCGCUGCUCUGGCACCACGCACGAGCCAACACUCUGUUUCCUUCGGGUUGAAAGAGCACACAGGUUGCUGGCGUUCGCAGCGUGGCCCACAGCCGCUCCUCUGUCCCAGGGUUUCCCCCAGUGUAACCUGUCAGAGCUCCAGAGCGGGCACCACAGCCUUGGCUUUAGAUUGUGAAAUCACAUCCAGCCUGGAACUGGGAGACGCGGCAGAUUAGCUAUUGUUUGCUCUUCAGACUGUCUUACCCCCGCCGGAGCCUUUCAAAAAUGAGCAGAGAAAUCCCACGAUCAGGGACCAGCCACUGCAAAUUCAGAGGGGAGAAGGGUUUUGCUUGCUGGCUUAGAGAGCUCCCUCCAUUCCCAGGAAAGGGACUGACUCAGAGUCCAGGGUAAUACAUGGGAACACAAAGCUUUAGCAAAAAUAUCGAUGAUAUCCGAAAGAACGAGGACAAAUAAAAUAAAGGACGGCUCUUCCAAACCUUGAUUUGUUAUUCUUAAAAAAAAGAUAAUGCCUUUAAAAAAUAUUUUCUAUGUGAGGAUUUUUUAGAUGUUUGUUUACUUCAUGUUUACAAAUAACUGUUUGCUUAUUACUGCAGUACUUUGAACUAUAUCAGCAAAAACCAUAACUUACAGUAAUUUCUUAGGUAUUCUGAAUAAAAUUCCAUUUUUUUUUGGAUAUGCUUUACCAUUCUUAGAUUUCUGUGGAACAAAAAUAUGUGUAGCAUUUUGUGUAAAUACAAGCUUUUCAUUUUUAUUUUUUUUCCAAUCGCUAUUGCCCAAGAUUUGCUUCCCAUGCACAUAUUGUACAAAUUCUGCUUUGUGCCACAGGUCACGAUUGUGGACGAGUUUACUCUGAACUUCAAAGGGACUAUUUGUAUUGUAUGUUGCAACUGUAAAUUGAAUUAUUUGGCAUUUUUCUCAUGAUUGUAAUAUUAAUUUGAAGUUUGAAUUUAAUUUUCAAUAAAAUGGCUUUUUUUGGUUUUGU